This is a messenger RNA of Pogoniulus pusillus (Red-fronted tinkerbird), 4895 nucleotides long. It is a transcript of the gene HR, whose product is annotated as HR lysine demethylase and nuclear receptor corepressor. Gene Ontology annotation, molecular function: chromatin DNA binding; histone H3K9 demethylase activity; transcription coregulator activity. The record is from RefSeq and is a predicted model, not a curated record. The coding region runs from base 846 to 4685 and encodes 1279 amino acids. NCBI's taxonomy places the organism in Eukaryota, Metazoa, Chordata, Aves, Piciformes, Lybiidae. Gene Ontology annotation, biological process: regulation of transcription by RNA polymerase II. Gene Ontology annotation, cellular component: histone deacetylase complex; chromatin. The transcript is spliced from 20 exons.
CCUUUGUGCCUAGCUGGGGCACUCUGGGGGUCCUUGGCUGAGCAGCACUUUCCCCAUCCCCAGGGGAGGAGGAGGAGGUGUGGGGGUGGUGCCAGGGUGCCCCUUGCUCCUUGUGCCCUCCCUGCAGCGUCUCCAGCCUGGCUGCCUGUCAGCUGGGGGAGGCAGAGCCAUGUGAGGCCGGGCACACAUGGCACAGCUCGCUGUAUUUUUAGCAGAUGGCAUCAAAAGCAUCAUUAUGGCUGUUGGUUAAAUGCAGCCUCCCCCCCCCCGCCCCCCCCUCCGCUUUACCAGCCCCAGGGAGCUGCUUUCAGCUGCCUCCUGCUUCAGAGGGCAAGGAGCAAAGAUGCUGAGCUGCUGCCAGGAUGGUGCCCAUGGGUGAAGGGUUCAGCUGGGUAGGGGUUUGAGACCCUCCCUCACACUUCAGUCCCCUCCCUGCCCCUCCUGCUGCCAUCCCCCCCCCCCCCCCCUCCAUCCAUCCACUGUACCAGCCCCAAGGAGCUUCAGAGGGCAAGGAGCAAAGAUGCUGAGCUGCUGCCAGGAUGGUGCCCAUGGGUGAGGGGUUUGGCUGGGUAGGGGUUGAGACCCUCCCUACACACCCUGGCAUCACCAGGCAGCACCGAGUGCAGAUUAGCAAAAGCUUCUUCGUGGGCACCGUGCAUGGUGCUGGGAAAAAAGCCUUUCCCCUACCCUCCACCCCCCAACCUCCACUUCCACCUCCUCCACCUCUUUUUUUUUCCCCCUGCCUUCUUCUGGCUGCAUCCUCAUCUUCUUCACCUGCACCGUGGUGGAGGAAGGCUCCAGCCAGCCCGGGACGACGCUGAGCACCACAUGAGUGGCAGAGGGACAUGGCCAGCGGCGACACCAGGAUGGGAGAGGCCCCAGCGAGGUGGAGGAGAGCCCAGGAGGCAGCAGCGGACGGCAGAGGGCUGGAGGGCAGCGCCACGGCCGUGCCCCGCGGCGCCCUGCCGGCGCUGGGACUCGUGGGCUACCCCGAGCCUGGCAAGCUGAGCUGCGGACCGGAGAAGGGAUGCCCUUGGAGGGGCACCCAGGGCUGUCUGGGACCGAGACAGGAGCUCAACACGGGCAGGCUUGGCUGCCCCUACCCCCCGGCCCCGCCGUGCCUGCGCGAUGCCCUGUGCCCCCCCGAGGACGGAGCGGAGCUGCCGCCGCUGCUGCCGCCCAGGAACGGGCAGCCCAACGCGGGCUGGGCUGAGCCCUGCAAGGAGCACCCCGGGCCACGGUGGGCUGAGGCCGUGCUGGCACCCCUGGCACUCUACAGCCAUGCAUACCACCGCUACCCGCUGCCCUUCCCAGGGCUGGACAGCCAGCAGCUUGGCACCCCUGGCAAGCCCCGUGCCAGCGUGGGCAACGGGGAUGGGGACCCCUCGACCUUCCACCACUGCCCCUUCCUGGUGGAGGCCAAGCACAGUCCCUUCCUCCUGUCCUCGCUGCUGCCCACGGCAGCCUCUGCAGACCCCCACUUUGGUGGGGGGGGACCCGAGGGACCUGGCACAGUGGGGGAUGGGCGCUUUGCUGGCACGGACUGGCACCUGAGCUCCUAUGUGCCCGCCUGGGGCCAGCCUCUCUACUUGGGGCUCCCACCGAGGUGCAAAGCAGCUCCAGCCCCCUUCGAGGACUGCUCCAGCUCAGGGAACAAGGAGUUCUACCCCAAGAAAGAGCCUGGCCCCCACCCCCCUGCCAAGGACCAGAUGGCACCGCAGCUGCCGGGCAAGGACCAGGAUGGAGAUGGGAAGGGGCAGGUGGUGGUGCCACAGCUCCCAGGAGCACCAUGGAGGGAUGGCAGAGCUGGGGGCAGCUCAGCGGUGCCCCCUCCCCAUCCCCACACACCUCCCCCCAGUGCCAGCCGCCCUCUCUUCCUCCUGCAGCCUGGCACCACAGGGGGCUGUGGGGGUUCCUGGGUGGGCACACGGCCCCGUGCCGCUGGUUUCUCCCUGGAGCCAGCCCCGGGCCAGCCCUCUGAGCCCACAGACGGGCACCUGGCAUGCCAGAGCCUCCAGCCUGGCUCGCCACUGGCACCAGGAGAGCCAGGACCAUCACCUCCGCUCAGGGACGGGCACUGCCCAGCGAGCCUCGCCAAGCCAGAGCCAUCCCCUGCUUGCCUCUGCAGCGUGCCAGGCGGCGCUGGGUGCCCGGGGCGGGGCUGCGGGGCGCUGGGUCCCUUCGAGCCCACCCUGGGCAUCUCUGGGGGCCACUUCCCGUGCCCCCCCAGCAACCACACCAAGCUGAAGAAGACGUGGCUGACCAGGCACUCGGAGCAGUCGCUGCCACGCUGCAAAGCUCCCCGCCGGGACGGCGCCCACGAGCUGGGCACCGAGGGCAAGCGCUCGGCCAAGCGCCCGCAUGGCACCGGCGACGGCGCUGGGGUGGCCAAGCGCAGCUCUAAAGCCACCGAAGAGGGGGCUGCGGCGUGCCAGGGAGAUGGCACAGACAGCAGAGGGCACUUGGAGGAGAAGAGGAUGGAGCUGGGAGAGGGAGACCCAUCCAACUGUGCCAGCCAGGAGCCGUGGUGCCUGCAGAGUGUGCCCUGCACUGCCCUGCCCGACAGCAUCCCGCGGUGCUGUGCCUGCGCCGCCCGGACCAUGGGGGACCCCGAACGGGAGGAAGAGGAGGAGGAGGAGGAGAAGAAUCCCCUUGAGAGCACCUGCAGGCUGCUGCACUUCCGCAGGUUCGCCCCCGGCGCCAGGGGGGAGCUGAGCAUCGAUGGCUUCUGCACGCUGGGGGGGGCAGAAGGGGAGAGGCUGGAUGGAGCCAGCCCCAGGCGAGGGGCCAGGGGCUCGGGGCCCCCCCUCUGCCUGGCCAAAUACCUGCUGGGUGUCCUGGGAGACCCUUUCUGCCAGGCUGUCUGCAGGGACAGGGACACCUUGCCAGGGGGUGCCGGUGGGCCUGAGGGAGUGACAGCCUGGAGGCGGGGGGAAGGAGCCCCCCAGUUCUGUGACGCCUGCCAGAGUGGCUUCUUCAACUCCCACUGGAGCUGUGCCAGAUGUGGCUUCCAGCUGUGCCCCGACUGCCACCGCAGCAGACAGCAGGCUGGCGGCCAGGAGGGUCCCACACCUGAGUGCACCCCUGGGCGAGACCACCACGUGGCCUCCCUUGUGCCCACGCAGUUUGUGCCCACCCGUGUCCUGACCCAGCUCUGGAAGCUGCUCCAUGAGCUCAGGGCCAAGUUCAGCAUCGAGUCUCAUUGCCCCUGCGGGGAGGGGGCUGCAGGGCACAGCCCGGGGGGCACACAGGGGCUGCCAGGAGCCAUGGUGCCCACCCUGCCACCCAGCGAUGGCCAAGCUGACACCUCCCGACCCAUCAAAGAAGCAGAGCGCCCCGAGGGGGGGUCACCAUCCCCAGGGCAGCCUCCUCCUCCUCCCCGGGGUGGGGGCAGCGUGCAGACCUCCACCCUCUGCGACCUCCUGGCCUCCACCGCUGUCAAGCUGUGCCUGGGGCAGGACGGGGUGCGCAUGGCCUUCGCCCCCGUCUCACCCGCCUUGCCCAGCGAUAACCGCCUGACCAGCAUCCUGGACAGCAUCAUAGCGCGGGUGGUGGAGAGGAAGAUCCAGGAGAGGCAGGCGGGCAGCGAGGGGAACCCCCCCAGCGCCCCCGGCCCGCCUGGCCCCACAGCCUCCCACUGCCUCCUGGCACCCAGCGGCUUGCUCUGGUUGCAAGACCCCAACCACGCCAGCAGCUACAAACCCUUCCAGGAGCACUGGCGACGAGGCCAGCCUGUCCUUGUUUCAGGGCUCCAGAAGAGGCUGGAGGGGAAGCUGUGGGGCCCAGAGUCCUUCAUGGCAGCCGCGGGGCAGCAGGCACUGGAGGUGGUGAACCUGAGGGCACCCCAGAGCCGGCUCAGGAUGGGCAGCAGGGAGUUCUGGGAUGGUUUUACUGCACCCCAGGAGCAGGGUGGUGGUGACCUGCUGAAGCUGGAGAGUGGCUUUGGGGACAAGGACAAGUGCAGGGCUGCCAACCUGAGUGCCAGCCUACCACUGCCAGAGUACUGCAGUGCCAGCGGCCGCCUCAACUUGGCCACCUACCUCCGGGGCCAGCGGGGCCGGUGCUGGCUGCGCCCACGAGUCUGUGCUGCUUACGGAGUGCAGCCCCAGGACCGGAGCAUUGGCACCAAAAACCUGACGGUGGAGGCAACAGACUGCAUCAGCAUCCUGGUGCACGCCGAGGUGGCACGGCAGGAUGUGCUCCUGCCCGCUGCUGCCGACGGCUUGGAUGCCCUGCUGAAGGAGCGGCUCGGGAACGCCGGCAGCCAGCCCGGUGCCCUCUGGCACAUCUUCCGUGCCGAGGAUGCCAGUCGCAUCCAGGAGUUCCUGCAGGAGGCAUCUGAGGAGCAAGGGCAGGAGGGGGAGGCCACAGCAGCCCCCCCCAGCCUCUACCUCGACCUCUCCUCGCGGAGGAGGCUGCGUGAGCAGUGGGGGGUGAGCGGCUGGACCCUGCUCCAGUUCCUGGGGGACGCAGUGCUGGUCCCUGCUGGGGCUCCCCACCAGGUGCAGAGCCUCACCAGCACCAUCAGCGUGGAGCAGAGGUUCCUCUCACCAGAGAACAUCGCCCACCUGCGGCACCACGGCGCCCCCCUGCCCAGGGCUGCUCGCCAGCUCCGUGCCCAGGUGGAUGGCAUGAUCCUCGCCGCCGUGCAGGAAGCCCUGGAAGUCCUGCAGGGCUGCAAGUGAGGUGCCCAGGGCUGCAAGUGCCCCUGGCAUCUUGGAAGGAUGCUUGGACAAAGAUGGAGCUGCUGGCCAUGGGCAUGGCCAUGAUGCCAGGAGGAGCCAGGACUGGGCACCUCUGGCUUGGUGCUUUGCUCUGUGAUCACCCCAGGGGUGCUUGGGGCAACUGGGGAAUAAAGUGUCUGCAAUGUGCCAGGGCCACUGGCACCACCAGCA